Zasmidium cellare ATCC 36951 is the source of this 678-nucleotide messenger RNA. RefSeq lists its product as uncharacterized. The transcript is spliced from 2 exons. Lineage: Eukaryota; Fungi; Ascomycota; Dothideomycetes; Mycosphaerellales; Mycosphaerellaceae. The record is from RefSeq and is a predicted model, not a curated record. The coding region runs from base 1 to 678 and encodes 225 amino acids.
AUGUCGCGCCAUCGAGAGCGGGACGGUUUCGUCGGGAGAUUCGGCGUUUGGAUGCUACGUGGUUACGUACACGGUAGGGAGUGUGAGGAUGAGGAUGGGGAUGAGGAUGUACUGCCCAGCCUCAGCUGUGAGAAUGUGGGAAUGACAGUCCCUCGAGGAGAUGAAGACAUCCAUUCAGCCAUCGCACCAUCGCCAUUCACCACCACGAACGAGAGAGAGAGAGAGAAACACGAACGCCGCCCAAAGGAGACCGAAUCGAAACACCCCGCCACCGCACUCCCCGCAUCCGGCAAGAGAGCACACGACACCGACUCACUGCACCCAAAGAUCCCACGUCUCAGGAACUCAGAGAAGAGGAGAGAAGAGGGGAAUAGGAAAGUGAGCACACGACCGAUGAUGCAAGGAAAAGAGUUUGACACAUGUACUGUAUAUAUGUAUCGAAAGUUUGUAGACGAGGAACAGGAUGUACCGGUGGUACUGGCCGUUGGAACGCACAGGUUUCACGGAAGUUUGGUUCGACGAAGGGGAGAUCUGCAGAAGCCGUGGAACUCCACGUCCCGCGCCGACGGAUGGAAGAGGAUGUUGUGUAAGGUAGAGACACCUUCUCUUUCGGUCGGUGGAAAAAGUAGUCGGUCAGUCAUGGUGAUGUAUUGUCGCUUGGAGGCGAGUAAGAUGUAG